Rhizophagus irregularis DAOM 181602=DAOM 197198 is the source of this 1035-nucleotide messenger RNA. RefSeq lists its product as uncharacterized. The record is from RefSeq and is a predicted model, not a curated record. Lineage: Eukaryota; Fungi; Glomeromycota; Glomeromycetes; Glomerales; Glomeraceae.
AACAACAUCAACAACAUCAACAAAUGGAUGAUGAUGUAACAAAAAUUUCCUUGAGAAAUUAUAAAUUUAUUUUUGAAGAAUUAUUAAUCAAUUUUUUUAAUCAAUCAACUAAUAUAUUAAAUUUGAAUGUUUCAGCUUGUCGGGAUAGUAGCAUUUCUUCUUUAACAAAUUCUAUUGAACAAUCAACACGAGCGAUGGAUUGUUUGGCACAUUUAAGAUAUUUUAAAUGUAGUGGAACGAUGCCAAAAUUAUAUUCACUACUUUCUAAUAUAAGUCCAAACCUUAUAAGAAUACAUAUAGAACGUUAUAUGAUCACAGAAGAAUUGGCGAAUUUAAUUAAUGUACAAAAAAAUUUAAAAGAAAUUGGAUUUCACAAACAUCCAAGUUUAAGACAUCCACCAUUAUCAUUAACAAAUAAUAUUAUAGGUACAUCAUUAAUUAAUCAAUCUUCUUCAAUUGAAACGUUAAUAAUUAAAGGAAUUUAUUUUCAAUCAAAGAAUUUAUCAUAUUUUGAAAAUUUAAAAGAAUUAAAUAUUAGAAUAUGUGGUGGAAUGAGAUAUACUAGGGAAGAAUUAUUACCUUUAGCUCUUGUUUCUUUAAAUCAUUUACAAACAUUCUUUUGGUAUUCAACACAUUAUAUUUAUUUAGAUUUAUUUCCAAAUUUUUUUAGAAAUAACGGAAAAAAUUUAAGAUUUAUUACUAUUAAAGGAUUCAUGAUUUCUGAUCCAGAGAAUGCCGGAAUAUUAAUUAAUAGUAUAGCAAAUCAUUGUAUAAAUUUAAGAUCAUUCUCGGGACCGAUCUUGAGAGAAAAUAUUUUAGAAUUAACAAAAAUGAUAGAAAAUUGUAAAGAAUUACAAAGUUUAACUUUACAUCCAUCAAGAAAAAAAUGUUAUGGACCACAAAAGAAAGAAUGUUUUGAUGAAUUAAUGAAUGUAUUAAUUAAUCAACAAAAAAAUAUUAGAUUAUUUGAAUUAACAAUAGUUUAUAGUUGGAAAUUUAGUUUUCUUCAAUUUGAAAGGUUGAUGAAAAAAUUUG